Molecule: messenger RNA, 1113 nt
Organism: Cucurbita pepo subsp. pepo (vegetable marrow)
Lineage: Eukaryota; Viridiplantae; Streptophyta; Magnoliopsida; Cucurbitales; Cucurbitaceae
Product: translation initiation factor IF3-2, chloroplastic
Biological process (GO): translational initiation; ribosome disassembly
Molecular function (GO): translation initiation factor activity; ribosome binding
Source: RefSeq, a predicted model, not a curated record
UUGAAGAACUCCCACCGUUCACUGUCUCCUCCCUUCCCACAGCUCAAAUCUAUGGCUGGGCUCACCGGCAGAUUUCCUUUCAAACCUCUCUUAUCCCAUUCCUCCGCCACGCCCACCACCUCUGCCUCCGCGCCCUCCUCCUCCGCCACCGCCACUCCCAUCCGGACCUCACUUUCCCCUCUCCCCCUCUCCUCCUCCAAGUCCAAUGCCUUCAGAUUCCGCCUUCACAACUCCAAUUCUCUGCAUCUCGUCUUCACAACUUCAACUCGUAGUACUGUAGUUGCUCAAUACGGCGGUGGUUCUCGGCCUUCAGGACCGGCGGAUUCUAAGCGCUUUGACGAUGGUCUUGGUGUCGAUAUUUCCGCCAUUAGAUCGAAUACCGUGAGGCUUAUCGAUGCACAACAGAACAUGGUUGGAAUCGUGUCGAAGGCUCAGGCCAUUCAAAUGGCUGAUGACGCUGAACUUGAUUUGGUUGUAUUAUCACCUGAUGCAGAUCCUCCAGUUGUCAGAAUAAUGGAUUACAGUAAAUAUAGGUAUGAACAGCAAAAGAAGAAAAGGGGACAACAGAAGAAGAGUGCUGCAACUCGCAUGGAUUUAAAAGAGCUUAAAAUGGGUUACAACAUCGACCAACAUGAUUACUCUGUCCGUUUGAAAGCUGCAAGGAAGUUUUUGAAAGAUGGAGAUAAGGUUAAAGUUAUAGUGAACUUGAAAGGUCGUGAGAAUGCGUUCAAGAACAUAGCAAUUGAGCUCAUCAGACGUUUUCAGGAAGAGAUUGGGGAGCUUGCAACUGAAGAGGCCAAGAACUUAAGAGACAGGAAUAUGUUUAUUGUUCUAGCUCCUAACAAGGCUGUUCUACAGAAGGCUCAAGAACCCCCCAAGGUAAAAGACAACCUUGUAGUUAAUGAAGUUUCUGCCAGUGUUUAAGCUCAAGAAGCGUCGGGAUUAAGCAAAAAGUAGAAUGGUUAGUCACCACAAUCUAAAUAUUCUUCUACCAUAUAGAAAUAUGAGAGUUCUGUGUUUAAUGCUUUGUUUAAUAUAAUGCAUCAUACUUUUGAGUCCAUUCUACUUUUUAGUGGAAUGUUUAGAAAUCAGACGUGUUACUAAUUCUUUUGA